This is a messenger RNA of Hemibagrus wyckioides, 4277 nucleotides long. RefSeq names its product alpha-1,3-mannosyl-glycoprotein 4-beta-N-acetylglucosaminyltransferase C. The transcript is spliced from 5 exons. Gene Ontology annotation, molecular function: acetylglucosaminyltransferase activity. Gene Ontology annotation, biological process: protein N-linked glycosylation. NCBI's taxonomy places the organism in Eukaryota, Metazoa, Chordata, Actinopteri, Siluriformes, Bagridae. Bases 510 to 1898 code for a protein of 462 amino acids. The record is from RefSeq and is a predicted model, not a curated record.
GUUGAUAAAAUUUGGGCUGGUUUUUGGUGUUUUUAUUUUUGACUAUGAAUAUGAUAUUUUAUUAAUUUUCCAUUCAAACGAACUUUACGAGAAAGUAUAAUAUGUAAUGUUGACGUUUUAAUAAUAUGGUUCCGUUUAGCCGAUAAGGUUCAGGAGAGUCCUGUCCAAUCAGACUUCAAUCCUGAUUAGCGGGUUGUUGUACUCGUUAAACCAAUAUCACCAAGUUAUUAGCAGAGCUGUAAAUGUUUUUAUCAUCAUCAUGCCAGAGUGGGGGAAAUAUAGAAUAUAUUCUAUAUUCUAUUCUAUAGAAUAUAUAGUCCUACCGAAAAGAAUGGGAGAGCGACGUUCUAUAGCAUUUCAAGAGACGUUCUUAUCAGUUCUGCCAAGAUUCUCCGCAUUAAGUCCUUAUAAAAAGAAAGGAGAGAACCGUUUGAAGCACAGUCUGAACUGAUGGACUGGACAUUUCACUACAGAUGGUGUGAAAGCCACUGAGUAAAGACUUCUUCAGGAUGAGAUGCCAUGUGAAAAAGGUUGUACAGACACUCGUUGGUCUGCUCAUCAUUACCUGCUUUUAUAUCUCCAUGAGGAGAACACGAGAGGCAGAACAAGUUACGGAACCCGUGGAUGCAGCCUGGAUUAUAGGGAACUACAGCAGUGAACAAUGCUCUCAGGAACCUCGGCAAAACAUCAUGUGCCUCAGAGCUUCGGUUCGAGUGUUAGCAGGAGAUGUUCAGCCUAAGCAAAGUGAGAACAGACACAACAUUGGGUACCUCACUGUCGGUCUCUCUUCUGUGAAGAGGAAGAAAGAGAAUUAUCUCCUGCAAACCCUUCACUCUAUUUUCAAUCAGUCAUCGGAGGAGGAGCUCUCCGAGAUGGUGGUGGUGGUUCUCCUGGCUGAUUUUGACCUGAGAUGGGUUCAUCAAAUGCUAACCAGCAUUAAUCAGCUUUUUCCUACAAGACUGAUCCAGGGUCAGCUUCUGGUAAUUCAUUCCGACGAGGAGAACUACCCGCCUCUGACAGGUCUGAAAAGGAACUUUAACGAUGCCCCGGAUCGCGUGACCUUCCGCUCCAAGCAGAAUGUAGACUACGCCUUCCUGGUGGACUUCAGUGCCAAGCUUUCCAAGUAUUACAUCAUGCUGGAGGAUGAUGUGAGCUGCUCUAAAGGAUUUCUGUCCUCCAUUCGAAGUCACAUUCAAUCAAAAGGAUCUUCACCGUGGGUGACACUUGAGUUCUCAAAGCUGGGAUAUAUUGGGAAACUGUACCACUCUAAAGAUCUCCCUCGUCUCGCUCACUUCCUUUAUUUGUUUUACCAGGAAAUGCCUUGCGACUUUCUCCUAUCUCACUUCCGCACUUUGCUAAUGCAGGACAAGGUCAUCCGCUUUCGCCCGUCCCUUUUUCAGCACAUGGGAACGUACUCAUCUUUUCAGGGAACGUACAAUCAACUCAAAGACGAAGACUUCCAUGUUAAUCCUGCUGAUAACCCCCCAGCCUCUGUUUACACUGACAUCAGAGUUUUUAAAAACCAUAAUCCAGACGAAGCCUACAGUCAAGGAGGAAGCUAUUUCUGGGGCAUGACCCCAGUAAACGUAGGGAACUUCUUUCUUGUGGCUUUCGAGAAACCUGUCCUCCUUUCACAUAUUGUGAUUCACACGGGGAAGAAUGGGGUGGACGUUCUCGAGUCUGCUGAAGUGGAGCUCGGUGAAACUUUUUUGUUAUCGCCCAGUGGAGUGCAGUGCAGAGAAAUUCACAACUUAGGCGUCCUGAAAUAUGGAUAUUUUGAACUUCAAGGUGUUCACCAGGUAGUGAACAGAUCAGUAGCAUGCUUAAAUAUCAGAGUGACUGCAAGUCAGACAAAUUGGGUGGUCAUAAGGAGCAUCCAGGUCUGGUUAAAGAAAUGAAGUAGGCAUUUUAGCAGGGAGUUAUUAAAGUUUUCAGUUAUGAAGUUACGGUCUGACCUGAUGGUCUUUGCGUAAAAUCAUGAAUGUUGUUCCAUUUUGUUAGCUACGGGACCGGUGGAUGUUUGAGAGAUGGAUCAGUGGGUGUCCGAUAUUUAAAAAAUGUGUCAUGUCGCUCAAAAUGUUUGAUUUCCUUAUUCCAUGAAUCAGGAAAUAGACCAAAUGAAACCAAGACCAAAUGAAAGUGGCUUUACAAUUUGAUGGCUUAUAAUUUUACUAAUAUGAUCUAGCAUAGCAUUGGGCAGGUUUUGUAGAAGGAAGGGAAGUUAAAAUGUUAAAAUGGUAGCUGUGGGGUAAACUGAGACGUUUAGGCAGUCGAUAGGGACAGCCCACAUAUUUGGUGACGGGAAUAGAAUCCAUACAAUGUAUGUAUGAAAUGUGUUUGCAGGUUUAAGGUUACAGGACAGUGGAAAAACGGCAAGGAACUCAGGUAUACGAUAGUUUCCUAAUUAUUAUGAAUGGCUGGUCCUACAGCAAUGCCACUAGCGGCGUUUUUUAAUGUAAAGCUGUCAAAACAAUAUGAGCUUGAGUUUCGCAAAAAGCAAUCAUAAAACAAGGAGCAAAACAUGAUCCAUUAUAAUUAUUAUGAUUAUAAAGAAUGUGAGAAAUGUUUUUGUUUCCUCGACUCCGAGGCGUAUUAUUAUGUUGUUAAUAUGGAGCAUGUUUACACUGAAAACUUACUGCAGUUUGGGUGUUUCCUUAGUAAAGUGGUGGGAAAUAUUUGUUUCUGCGUACUUGUUUCUGAAAUUUGAGGAAGUGGAAAUUAAAUGUCUGCUUCACAUUCUGGAGUUACUAGCUGCUAGUAACUCUUGCAAUUACAGCUUAUCCGUUUACAACAAAAGACAAAGCAAAGCAGAAAUGAUUGGAUUAAGUGUUUCAGUUCGCUUUGUCCGGAUACGUUUUUAAUUUCUGAAAGAAAGGGCUGCUCCUAGCAUGAAGGAACUUCCAGCAAUUUAAUAACGUGGUCCUAAUUUAAAUUUGGACAUUCUGUCACUAAAUCAAGCUGCCAGUCACACACACACACACACACACACACACACAUAUAUAUAUACUACCGCUGAAAAGUUUUGGAUCACUCAAAAAAUUUCAAAUUAGUCUGAUUAGAAAAUAUAGCAAAAGAACAGGACAUGCUGACUGAUUUUGAUUUUGACAGCAAAUGAUUUUGAUGGAAAUGAAGAAUGUUUUCUUUAAAAUUUGCCUUCAUCAACCUUUUACAGCAAUUAUAGCCUGGGCAUCCUAGCUGUCAAUUUUUCAAGAUAAUCUGAUGAGAUUUCACCCCAUGCUUCCUGGAGCAUCUCCCACAAGAUGGAUUGUCUUGAUGGAGUCUUCCUCCGUAGCUGAAAUCAAGCUGAAAUAUGCAAGUGAUCCCAAAUUUUCUGUACUCAUGGAUGUUCAUUUGAAAUGUUUUCUAUGCAAAACAAACAGGCUUACUUAGAAUAUUUGGAAGAAUGGAAAUUGACGAAUAGGGGAUUAAAAGUCAAUGCAGUUGACAACAAAGGAGAUUAUGGUUGAACGGUCAACACUCUUAACGUUAGAAAGGUUGGGUUAUGCCAGGACAAGACAAUCAAACAGGAUACCUUUAUCUACACGAAUCAGGCAUAACAUUAUGAGCAUUGAGAGGUGAAGUGAAUAACACUGAUGAUCUCAUCAUGGCACCUGUUAGUGGGUGGGAUAUAUGAGGCAGCAAGUGAAGCAGGAAAUAUGGACAAGUGUAAGGAUUUGAGCGAGUUUGACGAAGGGCCAAAUUGUGAUGGCUAGACCACCGGAUCAGAGCAUCUCCAAAACUGCAGCUCUUGUGGGGUGUUCCCGGUCUGCAGUGGUCAGUAUCCAUCAAAAGUGAUCCAAGGAAAGAACAGUGGUGAACCGGCGACAGGGUCAUGCUAAUUAGGUCAUGCUAAUGAGGCUGGUCGUGUGAUCCGAUCCAACAGACGAGUUAAAGGUGGUCAUAAAGUUAUGCCUGGUCGGUGUAUAUCCCGACUUUUCUUUUCAUGAGAAAUGUUCAGGUAUCUUUCUCAACUCCCAAAAUCAAAAAAGUAUUGGAGAUACUCCCAGGAAAGAGAGCUUGUGUUUCUUUUAACUUUGACAGGUGGAAUGUGGAGAAGAUAGGAGAGUUGUCCUCUCAGGGUUCAGCGGUGUUUAUAACACAGGCAUUAACCUGAGUCUUAAUCCUGUGCCUUAACCUACUGGACAGUAAGUGGCCUAAGUAGGUCUUUAGAACUCUGGGGAUUUUUCUGGAAAUAAAAUUCUCACGAGAAGACUAUAAUAACAGUAAUGUUUCCUGUGGUCUAAUAAACACUGUGCUCCAUUUAAUUUGUCCAUGUU